This is a messenger RNA of Chaetura pelagica (chimney swift), 1051 nucleotides long. It is a transcript of the gene GPR17, whose product is annotated as G protein-coupled receptor 17. Gene Ontology annotation, molecular function: G protein-coupled receptor activity. Gene Ontology annotation, biological process: positive regulation of Rho protein signal transduction; phospholipase C-activating G protein-coupled receptor signaling pathway. Gene Ontology annotation, cellular component: membrane. NCBI's taxonomy places the organism in Eukaryota, Metazoa, Chordata, Aves, Apodiformes, Apodidae. Bases 23 to 1051 code for a protein of 342 amino acids. The transcript has a single exon. The record is from RefSeq and is a predicted model, not a curated record.
UUCUUCAAAACUGUGGUGAAAAAUGAAUGGCCCAGCAGACCCCUCAAGCCUCAGUUGCUCAAAUCACUCAAACUUCUCUUUGGAAACAUCAGAGCAAUGUGACAAAGAGACACACCUUGAGAAUAUCCUUUUUGCCACUUUUUACUUCCUGGACUUCAUUCUGGCUUUUGUUGGCAAUGCCCUGGCUCUCUGGCUCUUCAUCCGGGACCAGAAGUCAGGCACACCUGCCAACAUCUUCUUGAUGCAUCUUGCUGUGGCUGACCUGUCCUUCGUGCUGGUACUUCCCACCCGGCUGGUGUACCAUUUUUCUGGUAAUCACUGGCCAUUUGGUGAGAUGCCAUGCAGACUCACAGGCUUCCUUUUUUACCUCAACAUGUAUGCCAGUAUCUACUUCCUCAUGUGUAUCAGCGUGGACCGUUUCCUGGCCAUUGUGCACCCUGUGAAGUCCAUCAAGCUCCGCAGGUCCCUGUAUGCCCACCUGGCAUGUGCCUUUCUAUGGGUUAUAGUUGGGGUGGCAAUGGCACCACUGCUGCUCAGUGUGCAGACCCUCCAGGUGAAAAACACAACUGUUUGCCUGCAGCUCUACAGAGAAAAGGCAUCACGUCAUGCCCUUGUGUCCUUAGCCAUGGCAUUCACCUUCCCAUUUGUCAUCACAGUGACUUGCUACUUAUUAAUCAUCCGAAGCCUGAAGACUGGGAACAGAGUUGAGAAACACCUGAAGGAAAAAGCUAUCAAAAUGAUCAUCAUGGUCCUGAUGAUCUUUCUGGUUUGCUUUGUACCUUAUCAUGUCAAUCGCUAUGUUUAUAUCCUCCAUUACAAUGGGGCCAGAACUUCUUGUGCCACACAGCGUGUUCUGGCCCUCAGUAACCGCAUCACUUCCUGCCUCACAAGCCUGAACGGUGCCCUUGACCCUGUCAUGUAUUUCUUUGUGGCUGAGAAAUUCCGUGAGGCUUUGUGCAAUCUGGUUUGUGUUAAAAAGACUGUCAUGUUGCCUCAAACAUACGAGGGGAAGACAAAUGAAAGCUCACUAAGUACUAAAUCUGAACUGUGA